Messenger RNA from Eruca vesicaria subsp. sativa (arugula), 2180 nucleotides. The record is from the annotation of a GenBank genome assembly. Lineage: Eukaryota; Viridiplantae; Streptophyta; Magnoliopsida; Brassicales; Brassicaceae.
UGUAUGUCCAUGGGAAUAAGUGUGGAACAUUCCGUGGCACAUGUACAUACACAGAACGGCUUGGCCGAGUCUUUCAUUAAACGUAUACAGCUGAUAGCCCGACCAUUACUCAUGCGGUCUAAUCUCCCGGUAUCAGCUUGGGGACAUGCCAUACUACAUGCAGCUGAGUUGAUCCGCAUCAGGCCAUCUAGUGAGCACAAAUAUUCUCCAUCCCAGUUGAUUAAGGGUCAAGAGCCAGACGUGUCCCAUAUAAAAACUUUUGGAUGUGCCGUUUAUGUUCCUAUUGCUCCACCACAGAGAACUAAGAUGGGACCACAGAGAAGGAUGGGAAUAUAUGUAGGAUAUGAGUCUCCGACCAUCAUUAAGUAUCUUGAGCCAACAACCGGUGAUUUGUUUUGCCCAAAAAAAAAUUAAAUCAAUUUAAGUGGCCACCUUUUCCUGCUUGUAAAAUAAAUAACUUGCUGCUAAAAGACGAUUUCCAUUGUUGCAAGUGAAUUUUUUUUUUACGCGGUAGUACGAUUUGUAAUUUCGACAUUUUAAUAAAAACAUUUCUUUAAAAAAUACACCACUAGUUUAGCACUUCUGAUAAAGAUUAAGGCAUCAAAAUUUACUGAAUAUUUUAAUAUGACCCGAACCAAAACCGAGUUCGUUGGGUUAGAUGUAAAGUUUUGUAAAAUAGGCGCUUCCAUUGACCAACCAACUCCUUCUCCACUACGAAAGCAAAGAACCAGCUUCAGAAGCUUCAUCGGCGGGGGGAGAUGGUGGAGGAUCCUCUCAUGGUUCAGAUUCUACCAGACCAGCCGUCGUCGUACACAUUCAGUAAAACCAAGUCGAAAUCGAUUCUCCUGCUAAUCAUCACUACCACGUUGGGGCUACUGUUUGUUGUCUUCUAUUCAAACAUUGAGUUGUCCUCUUCAGGAUGGAAUGUGAAAAGUUCGUUCCGUUACAGCGUCAUUAUCGACGCGGGGAGUUCAGGGACACGUGUUCAUCUUUUCAGGUACUGGAUCGAGUCCGGUAAGCCCGUGUUCGAUUUCGGUGAGGUGAAUUACCUUAGCCUGAAGCUCACUCCUGGAUUAUCAGCCUAUGCUGAUAAUCCAGUGGAGGCCAACACUAUGGUAGCGCAUCUCGUGGAUUUCGCCAAAAUAUUUAUUCCGGUGGGAGUGUUGAAGGUGACUGAUAUCAGGCUGAUGGCUACUGCUGGUAUGAGACUGCUUAAUGAAACUGUUCAGCAACAGAUUCUUGAAGUUACAAGAAAGGUUCUUAGAUCCUCUGGCUUUAUGUUUAGAGACGAAUGGGCUUCUGUUAUCUCUGGAUCUGAUGAAGGUAUAUAUGCUUGGGUUAUUGCCAAUUAUGCGCUUGGUUCUCUUGGUGGUGAUCCGUUUCAAACAACAGGAAUUGUUGAACUCGGAGGGGCUUCUGCACAGGUGACAUUUGUGUCAAGUGAGUUUGUGCCCCCUGAGUUCUCGCGUACGAUAUCCUAUGGAAAUGUUGCAUACAAAAUCUACAGUCACAGUUUCCUCCAUUAUGGACAGGACACAGCACAGGAAGAUUUGUAUAAAUCACUUCAAAACUCAGGAAAAGGAACUGUUAUUGACCCUUGUACUCCUAAAGGAUACACCGCUGGGAAAAAAUCACUGAAUGAUUCAUUCGGAAUCUUAGCCGAAGAAAGCAGACUUACAGCCACAGUUCAAGCUGCAGGCAAUUUCUCACAGUGUCGAUCUCUUACAUUCGCAAUGUUGCAGAAAGGAAAGGAGAACUGUCCUUAUAAGCAUUGUUCUAUUGGAUCAACAUUCACUCCUAAUCUUCAAGGAAAGUUUUUGGCUAAAGAACAAUUCUACCACACCUCCAAGUUCUUUGAGUUAGAAGAAAAGGCUUGGUUGUCUAAAAUGAUUCCAGCCGCAAAGAGUUUCUGUGGAGAAGAAUGGUCAAAACUUAAAGAGAAGUAUCCAACAAUUAAAGAUAGAUAUCUGCAUGGGUAUUGCUUCUCAUCAGCAUAUAUUGUCUCGAUGCUUCAUGACAGUCUUGGGUUUGCUCUUGAUGAUGAAAGAAUCAAGUUUGCGGAGAAAGCUGGAGCCAAAAAUACACCGCUGGAUUGGGCACUGGGAGCUUUUAUACUAAAUAAUGCCAAAGCCAGAUAUGAUUACGGUGGUAAAUCUAGAAAAAAUCUUGGCUUUUUUUAA